UUUACGUUUCUCAGCUGUUGCGCCCUGACGUUUCUAUAGAAAAAUAUUUCAGUGUUUAUACACAACAACAACACAUCAAGUUUCCUUGGAGGAAAAAAGUCAUUAGCUGCUCUCUAAUUUACAUGAAUGGAUAAUAAAAAAUGAAGGAAAUAUUUAUUAUUUUAUUGAGCAUUUUAUGCUUUGUCCAGGCACAGCUCAAAGAUAAUGGAUUUAUCAAUAUAACAAUAACAGGAUUUAAUGAUAAAGCAAUUAAUGGUCAAGCAGUAUCAAAAAAAAUUGAUCUUGCUCCAAAAAGUGUAUCAACAAUAAAAAUUGAAAAUAUUCCAGUUAAUGUUACAUAUUUAAUUAUUCAAGUACAUACACAUGAAGAUGAUAUUAUUAUUGAGUAUAAUGAAACUGUUGGUAAUCAAACUGAAGUUGAAGGAUCCAAUAUUGGUCUUGUGUUAAAUCCACAAGAACCAAGGACAAUUAUUAAAAAUAAAAAUAAUAAAAAUAUAAGUGUUCUUGUUGCUGUUGUUUAUUAUUUAUCUCAAGGACCAAUACCAGGUGCUUGUAGUAUAAAUUCUAAUUUAAAUAUAUCACCGUAUUUAAAAUUAUUACUAUCAGAUGGAAAAAUUGAGGUUGAUGCACAAGCAGCAUCAUUUGAAAAAUUAAAAUGUGAUAAUGAUAAUCAAAUAAGCUAUGAUGCAUAUCGUUUAUUUAUAACUGAAGGUGAUUAUUCAUCUGAUAAAUAUUUUUCAACAAUAUUAAAAAUGAUUACUGUUGAUGAUAUUAUCAAAAAUGGAAUUAAGAUACCAGCUGCUGUUACGACAAGCCAAAUGAGAAGAGUAUACAGUGCUUAUCCUGGUACUGGAUCUGCUUAUGCUAUGAUUGCUAAUUAUGGAAAUUAUUCAUCAGCAUAUGUUACAACAUUUUCAUAUGCUUGUGAUCCAUUUACAGAUCCUGAAUCUUGCAAUUUAUUUAGUGAUACAUUUACAAAAUUUGUUUGUAUUGUUAUUCUAAUAAUUGGUAGUUGUUUAACAUUUAUUGGACAUGCUGGACCAAGCUUUGAAAUGUUUCUUUGGGGUUCAAUAAAUGGUGCAUUUAUUGGCUGUAUAUUAUCUGCUCCAAUUGGAUGGUCAAUGUUGAUUGGUCUUGCAAGUGGUAUAGUAUCACUGAUAUUUAUUGGAAUGGAAAUAUCAUUUAUUCCAACAUUUCAAGCUGCCUUGACCACAUCAUCCCUCGCAUUUGGAAUCAUCUAUUUUUUUAUUUCCGAUGGAACAGAAAUUUUCGAAAUUGAUAGACAAUUUUUUUUAAUUUAUUUGGUAUUAACAAUGAUUGUACUUGUAUUAUUUUGCUCAUUUCCAUCAUAUUCAAAUGUAUUUUUUUCGUCAUUCGUUGGAAGUUAUAUGAUACUUUUGCCAUUUGAUUUUUGGCUUGGAUCAAAUCUGAAAUAUAUUGUCAUUAAUAUUGUCAGACGAUUGACUGUUUAUGAAUUUAAUAUUGCAAGAAUAGAUCAUCCAUUUCAGACAUAUGAUAUUAUUUUGAUGAUUUUAUGGGCUGGUUUGAUGCUUUGGGGUAUCAAAAAACAAAAUGAAAAUGUUGAAUUUGUUACAACAGUAACAUCAACUGGAAGUUUUCCAGUCUUGAGUGGAUCUAGAAAUAACAGACGUGUUUUAGUCAUUCGUGAUUCUGAUGAUGUAACACGAAGUGCUGGUUUUUUUGCUUAAUUAAAUUUAAAAAAAAACUAUAUCACUUUAAAAAUAAUUUCAUGCACUUAAUUAGUAUAUAAGAAAUGUGUUUUUUUUUUACUUUUUCUAUUUGACAAAUAUUUUUCUAUAAAAUAAAAUAAAAUAUAAAAAAAAAAAAAAUUUAAAUAACAGUGUUGUUGAUUAAAAAUUAAGAGAUAAUAAAAAGGUACUAAUUAUA
Messenger RNA from Aphidius gifuensis, 1908 nucleotides. Its product is annotated as transmembrane 7 superfamily member 3-like. Lineage: Eukaryota; Metazoa; Arthropoda; Insecta; Hymenoptera; Braconidae. The transcript has 8 exons. The coding region runs from base 141 to 1709 and encodes 522 amino acids. The record is from RefSeq and is a predicted model, not a curated record.